Molecule: messenger RNA, 3784 nt
Organism: Tachyglossus aculeatus (Australian echidna)
Lineage: Eukaryota; Metazoa; Chordata; Mammalia; Monotremata; Tachyglossidae
Gene: PGAP6
Product: post-glycosylphosphatidylinositol attachment to proteins 6
Exons: 13
Coding region: 3-2246 (747 amino acids)
Cellular component (GO): plasma membrane
Source: RefSeq, a predicted model, not a curated record
UGAUGAUGCUGCUGAUGCCCCUGCUGACCCUGCCCACCCCCGGUGAUGACUCUCCGUACGUGUCCGAGUACUUCUCGCAGAGCGCCCAGAAGCUGUCCUUCUACGAAUGGUACGGCCACGCCAAGCUCUUCCAAUUCCGCGUGCCCCCGGACACGGUGCUGCUCCGCUGGCUGCUACAGGCCUCCCGGGACCCGGGGCCCCAGUGCGGUGACGUCGAGAUCAGUGUCCACUUCCGCCACGGCGCCCCACCUGUCAUCAACCCACUGGGCACGGCCUUCCCCCCCAACACCUCCGUACGGCCGUCCUUCCGUCUGCCCAUGACGCUGUCGGCCACGCUGCAGAACCACACGCUCGUCAACGUCUCCAGCCCCGCCGCGGGGGACUGGUUCAUCGCUGCUCACCUGCCCCGCGCCUCGCAGAAGAUCCAGCUGAAGGGCUUCUCCUCGCCGUGUGCCUACACCUUCCAGCCGGAUAUGCUGGUGCUUCGGCUGGUCGGCGUGCCCAUCCUGGAGCCCGGCACCCCCCUCCCGCUCAGCGUCCUUGCCCCCCGCCCGUCCCAUGCCAAGGUGUUUGUGCCAGAGUACACGGUGGAGCUUCGCCUGGAGCUGCGGGGCUGCGGCGGGGGUCCGGGCUGCCCGGUGCGGCUCUCCCUGGGCCCCAUCACACUGCCCCGCUCCUUCCAGCGUGUUGUCAACUGCACGGGCAGGCCCACCCCCUGCCUCCUGGUCCUGGACAACCCCCCCUGGGACCGGUGGCUGCCACUCACCGUGGAGAGCCUGGCCGGCCCCAACGUCAGCGUGGCCCUGGAGGUCAUCGCCUCCCUCUCAGUGUGCCGGCCGGGACCCGUCGCCUCUGUCCUCGGCUUCUAUACCGGCCUCAACCAGAGUCACAGCCCUUCCCCUCCGCCGCCUGCGGCCUCCUCCGGGCCUCCGUGGCCCGGCGGGGCUCCGGGCGAGCCCACGGGGGGGCCCUUCUGCCUGCGCAGCCAGCCGGUGGUGCGUGAGGACUUGGACGUGGUGUCGGUGCGUUUCCGGCUACUUGACGGGCCCAGCGUGGCCGUGGAGGCCGGGCUGCCCACACUGCUGCUGCUUAGCCUCCGCUCCGGCAUGGACAGCGGCGGGACCCUCGUCAUCAGCCUCCUGCUCAACCAGACUUCCCUGAGCGAGGCCAAUGCCACCGUGGUCGCCUGUGUGAGUGCCGGGUCGCCUGUGCUUAAACUCAACACGACACACAACUGCACCACAGCCUUCUUCCAGGGCCACCCCCUGCGGCUGGACGCGGCCUCCCCCGAGGCCACGCUGGCCGUCCCCUUCCCGGAGACCGACAACUGGUUCCUCAGCCUUCAGUUGGUCUGCCCCGAGAACCCGAGCGGCUGUCCCACGGCACGGGCCCGCGUGGUGGCCGGGGCCUACCUGACUCCGUGCCUGGACGACUGCGGCCCGUACGGCCAGUGCAGCCUGUUGAGGCGUCACGGCUUCCUGUAUGCCGGCUGCAGCUGUAAAGUCGGCUGGCAAGGCUGGAGCUGCACGGACGACACGCGGGCCCAGUCCGUGGCCACACAGCAGGUGGCCGCGCUGCUGCUCACCCUCAGCAAUCUCGUGCUGCUGCCGCCCAUCGCCGUGGCCAUCCACCGCUUCCACUUGGUGGAGGCCGCCGUCUACACCUACACCAUGUUCUUCUCCACGUUCUACCAUGCCUGCGACCAGCCCGGAGUGGCUGUCCUGUGCAUCAUGGACUAUGACACGCUGCAGUACUGUGACUUCCUGGGCUCUGUCGUCUCCAUCUGGGUCACCGUCCUGUGCAUGGCCCGGCUCAAGCGCCUGGUGAAAUACGUCCUGUUUGUCUUGGGGACCCUGGUCAUCGCCAUGUCCAUGCAGCUGGACCGAAGGGGCAUUUGGAACAUGUUGGGACCCUGCCUGUUUGCACUGACCAUCAUGAUCUCUGCAUGGGUGUACCGGGGCGCCCAGCGUCGGAGCUGUUACCCCAGCUCCUGGAAGCGCUGGGCCUUCUACCUGGUGCCCGGGCUGGCACUGGCCCUGGUAGCCGUCGGAGUGUACGCCUUCCUGGAGACCAGCGCCAACUAUUACUAUACGCACAGCAUCUGGCACGUGCUGGUGGCCAGCAGCGUGGCCUUCCUGCUGCCCCCCCGUGACGAGCUCCAGGAGCCGUGGGCCUGGCCCGCCAAGCUCACCUGCCGCUACCAGAUCUGCAGGAACGACCGCGAGGAGCUGUACGCCGUGACGUGAGGCCGUGGCGGGGGCCACCGGCCCGGGGGACGCGGCCCGCUGCUCCUAGCGGAGACUGAGGACCCGCAUUCCCGUUCCUCCCCACCUCCCGCCAUUCCCCUGCCUCGAUGCCGGAGGAAGGGCCCACGCAGACUAGAGUCCAGGCUGAAUAAAGCGGCCCUGGCACGGUCUUGGUCUGGAACGGAGGGCGGGACGGUCGCAGUCGGGUUCCACUCCUGCCCGGCUGCGCUGCUGCUGGACUGAGCGCGGUGAGGGAGGGCUCCUGUUGGUUUGGGGUGCCUGGCCGUUAUCGCCGCGGAGGCCGCGGUCACCCACUGGCGUGCCUGGUUGGGGGGCAGCGAUCGGCUCCGGGUCAGGUGCCCAGGGCAGGGUCAACUGGAAGCAAAGACGCACUGGGCCGAUGACCACAUCUGGACAUCUGGGCUUGUCCCUGCCCCUUUUCUGCCCAUUGCUGGUGUCCCGGAUUGACCCCGGUGUGCCCAGCGCCUUCUCCACUACCAUCCAGUUGGACUCCAGACUGAGGUACCUCUCAGUGAUGCUUGCCAAGUCCUGGACACCUGCCUGUCUGGGCACGGACAUUUGAUCCCUCUCUCCCCGCUCCACCUCCCCUGGGCCUAGCUGAGUGGGGGAGGCUCCGUCCUGGAGGCUCCAGGGUUCUGGGGGCCUGGGAUCUGGGCCUUCUGGGAUGGGCAUGUCCUGGGUUCUUCCCAGGUCCUGCAAGCGUGAGUCAGGGGGUCCUGCAUCCCUCCUUCCUCUCCCCAUUGCAUCCAGUGUCCCCCCAAGGGUGAGUGGGCUUAAGGAAAUCGGGCUGAGGGACAGAGAGGAGGUCUCUGGGAUCCCUGUUCAGCUCCCUCCGGCCCCAGAAUCCUCCGCCCAUGUCUCAAUCAAUCAAUUAAAUCAAUCACUGGUAUUUAUGGAGCACUUACUCGGUGCAGAGCACAGAGUACAGUAGAGUUGGUGGACAUGAUCCCUGCUCUGGCAGUCUCACGGAAGGGGCAAACAUUAAAAUAAAUUCCAGGUAGUCCCUGAGUCCCUGCCCCUGGGAUUUGGAAGUCAUGGCUUUUUCAGCUAUUGGCCAGGUCCUUCCCAUUGAAAUCAGUUGGGCCAGGGCUUGGAAACCCCUUCCCCAUGACUUACCUGUCCCCCAAUUUCCUCCCCAUCCCACCUCCCCCUUUGGCAGUCCCUGGAGACCCCUUCCGAGGCUGACCUGUCCCCCGCCCCCGCCUCUAGUAUGCUGCAUAGUGUACUUGGUAGACAGCAAUAAAUGUCCCUACCCUUUUCCAAGCAGGCUCUGUGAGUUACAGAGGUGGAUGGGUACAGAAGACUAGUUUUAGAUAGGACAAAUCUUGAUUUUUUUUCCAAUGGUCUUGGCUGGAGGGAAGCAGCUGGCAGAAUUUGCAGGGCUUUCCUGACUUAGCCACGGGGUGUGAUUAAAUUUAAAUUAUUUUAUAGGAUGCAUUCUCCAGACCAUUCUAAGCAGGCUCAUGAUUCCUCUCUGGUGAGGGGCUGGGAAAUAAAGGAUGAAUUGGGCCUCUGGA